Trichoderma asperellum CBS 433.97 is the source of this 642-nucleotide messenger RNA. Lineage: Eukaryota; Fungi; Ascomycota; Sordariomycetes; Hypocreales; Hypocreaceae. The record is from RefSeq and is a predicted model, not a curated record.
AUGCCUCGAUACAAUCCGCAGUGGGAGGAUCGAAUCAAGGGCUAUCGAAAGAACCGGCUCCUCCUCGUUGCCAGAAAUCUUCCCUUCAACGCUCCCCCGACCGCGGUUGAGGCCGCCAUCAGAGCCAGACUCACAAAGCCUGACUCUUUCAUUUUCUUGUGGCCACCAGGAGCGAGCAGCCCGGAACGACAUCAAGGUUGGGUAAUGAUGGGCUUCAACAUGCGACCCGAUGCCCGAAUGGCUGAGGAGGAGCUCAAGGACUUCGAGAUUCUCGGCCGUCCCGUCCGUGUCGAGCGAGCAAGCAGACAGGCAGUGACUGAAGUUAGAAGAGCUGUUGCUGCUGCUGCUUUAGUUUCUGCUGAAGCCAAUGCUGGUGUUACCCCUGCCCCUCCUCCUCCUCCUCCUCCUAAUACUACUACUGCUGCUACUACUACUACUACUACUCCUGCCACAGUUGCCACCAGCCUUCCCCUCCGGCCCGGUCCAAUUCAUGACACUGCGGCCCGCAAUUCUCCCGAUUCUCUCAAGGAGACUCCCAUGCUAUCGCAAGAUGUUGGGGAGUGGGAGAAUGACUGCCAUAUGGACGACGAUGAGAUCUCCGAUACUGCUGAAGUCACCAAGUUCGAAGACGACGACGAGUAA